Molecule: messenger RNA, 567 nt
Organism: Malassezia vespertilionis
Lineage: Eukaryota; Fungi; Basidiomycota; Malasseziomycetes; Malasseziales; Malasseziaceae
Product: protein-tyrosine-phosphatase
Exons: 6
Coding region: 1-567 (188 amino acids)
Molecular function (GO): acid phosphatase activity
Source: RefSeq, a predicted model, not a curated record
AUGCACGACGCACCCUUGGCAGCGCAGGAUGAUGCAGCGUUGAUGCCCAAGGUGGUCGUGUUUGAUCUCGACUACACGCUAUGGCCCUACUGGGUAGACACGCACAUCGACCCCCCCCUCAAGCGAAAACACGACCAACUGAACCAAGUCGUGGAUCGCAGCGGCCAAAAACUCUCCUUCUUCCAGCACGUCCCAUCGAUUUUGUUUGAGCUCAAAGCGCGCAAUGUGUGUAUCGCCGCAGCCUCGCGGACUUCCGCGCCUACAGUAGCGCGCCAGGCCUUGCGCGAGCUUGCAUUGGACCGCGCGCAAAGCAGUAGCUCGCGCGGCCCACGACAGAGUGCGCCGCCCAUAAUCUCGCGCGAUAUCGUGAAGGCCAUCCAUCUUUUCGAUCAGCUCGAGAUCUACCCCGGCUCGAAGAUCACACACUUUAACAAAAUUGCGCAGACGACGGGCGUGGCGUUUAAAGAUAUGCUAUUCUUUGACGACGAAAGGCGUAACGCCGAAGUCCAGCGCAAACUCGGCGUUCAUUUUGUGCAUGUCGGCUCCGAGGGAUUGGACCUGGCGUGA